ACCAUCCGCCCCACCAUCAUUCUUUCCCUCUUCUCUCAACCGAGCCAUCUAGCGAGGGGGUCGUCCUGCUCGUCGUCGAGAGACGGCGGCCCCUCCUUAUAAGAGAUGAGAGGGGCUCGUUGGCGAGAUACCACGCACUUGCAGUCAAUGUUCUCUCUCCCUCUCUCCCAUAUGCAUCUCUCUUUCUACGUUAGUCUAUCUGUUCUCUCUCGGGGUCCUCUUCUCUCUCGUUUUCGAUGCUUCGCUCAUCUCGAUUUGAAAUGGGAAAGGUCAAGACCGGGACCAACGAAUUCGGUGGGACCGGCUGCUUCACCGCCAGAGUCGCGCUCCAAAGAGACGACGUCGAGCUCGUCGCCGUCAACGAGCCCUUCAUCACCACCAACCACAUGACUAAUACGUUCGAGUACGACAGUGUUCAUGGUCAAUGGAAGAACCGCAAGCUCAAAGUCCAGGACUCUAAGGUGCUUCCCUUUGGCGAGAAGUCAGUCGCCGUCUUUGCCAACUGGAGAAUGAGCAAGAAUCCCAUUGGGCAAGACGGGGCUGCAGUCAUCGUUGAAUCCGCUGGAGUUUUCAUCGAUAUGGAUAAAGCUGCUGCCCAUUUGAAGGGUGGUGCCAAGGAAAUUGUCAUUUCUGCCCCAGGCGAGGAUGCUCCCGUGUUCGUUGUGGGUGUCGAUGGGAAGAAAUACACAUCUGACCUCGACAUUGUCUCCAGUUCUAGCUGCACUACCAACUGCCUUGCUCCAUUAGCCAACAAGGUCAUCAAUGACAGAUUUGGUAUCAUCGAGGGUCUUAUGACCACUUUCCAUUUCAUCAAUGCCACACAGAAGACUGUAGAUGGAGCUACUUCUAUUAACAUUAUCCCAAGAAGCACGGGAGCUGCCAAGGCUAUUGGGAAAGUGCUUCCGGCACUGAACGGGAAGUUGACUGGAAUGGCUUUCGGUUUGCCUACGGUUGAUGUCUCAGUGGUUGACCUCACUGUGAGACUCGAGAAAGCUGCUAUUUACGAUGAGAGGGCUGCAAUAAAGGAGGAAUCUGAGGGCAACAUGGAAGGAUUUCUUGGUUACGCUUAUGACGAUGUUGUAUCGACUGACUACGUAGGUGACAAAAGCUCUCGUGUUAUUGACUUGAUCUGCCACAUGGCCUCCGAUCUUGGAUAAUUUCCGGACUGACUGGGAUCUCGUUAGAGAGCUUUCUUUUCUUUGGCCGUCUUUAACUUGUCGAUGUAAUGUCAUGCAUUUUAAGGAUUAGAGCGAUACUUUUGGAUUUCCACUUAUAUUAUGGCAGCGUUCACCAUAGUGGGUGACCGUUUUAUGAGAAACUUAUGUUCCCGUCCUUAUUCUCCAAUCAAUUUGA
Molecule: messenger RNA, 1353 nt
Organism: Eucalyptus grandis
Lineage: Eukaryota; Viridiplantae; Streptophyta; Magnoliopsida; Myrtales; Myrtaceae
Product: glyceraldehyde-3-phosphate dehydrogenase GAPC2, cytosolic
Molecular function (GO): oxidoreductase activity, acting on the aldehyde or oxo group of donors, NAD or NADP as acceptor; NAD binding
Source: RefSeq, a predicted model, not a curated record